AUGUCUCUAGCUCCAAGUAACGCAGGAUCCUGGAACACAUUAAAUGUCAAACUGAGUCAACCCAUUUUAGAUACUUUGAUGUCGUUGGGAUUCACGGAAAUGACACCUGUACAAUCUGCUACCAUUCCAUUAUUUAUGCAAAAUAAAGAUGUUGUUGUUGAGGCAGUAACAGGUUCUGGUAAAACACUUGCAUUUGUUAUUCCUAUUUUGGAGAAAUUGAUUUGUCGUAAAAAUUCCUUUCACAAGAACGAAAUUGGAGCUUUGGUCAUCACACCUACAAGAGAACUUGCACAACAAAUAUCGUCUGUAUUUUCAAUCUUUCUAAAAGAUACUUCGAUUCCUCUAAAACAUUCAUUAUUCAUUGGUGGCGGCGGAUCAUCAACAGUAAAAGAGGAUUUAACAAAUUUCCUAGAAAUAGGACCAGAUAUAAUUAUCGGGACACCAGGACGACUGGAAGAUUUACUUGUAGGACGUAAUGGAGUAAAAAGUAUCAUAAAUACAAAAGAACUGGAGAUUUUGGUGCUAGAUGAAGCGGAUCGAUUACUCGAUAUGGGAUUUACGCAAUCACUAACAAAGAUAAUCGCGCAUUUGCCGCGGCAACGACGUACUGGACUAUUUUCGGCUACUAUGACUGAUGCACUCUCUGAGAUAGUGAGAGCGGGACUAAGAAAUCCCAUGAGAAUUGUUGUGAAAGUGGAAGAUUUGAUUUCUAAAAAUGAGCAAAGAACUCCAAGCACGUUACAAAUAGCAUAUAUUGUUUGUGAACCACAUCAGAAAUUAUCGCAAUUAUUACGACUCUUAAAAGCCGAAACUCUCGCAAAAAAGUUUAUUAUUUAUUUUUCAACUUGUGCUUGUGUAGAUUAUUUUUACAAGAUUUUUUCCAAAUUACCCCAAUUUAAACAAUUCUCUAUUUAUUCGCUUCAUGGCCAAAUGGACAUAAGAAGACGAUCAGCAACGUAUAAUUCUUUUGUAAGUCUACCACCUACAUCUCCGGCCCUUCUUCUUUGUACCGAUGUGGCCGCUCGUGGGUUAGAUGUGCCGGAUGUGGAUUUCGUGAUACAAAUGGAUGCGCCACAAGAUCCCAAAGUGUUCUCGCAUCGUUGUGGUAGGACUGCUAGAGCUGGAAAAGAUGGAAAUGCAGUAUUAUUUAUUGGAAAAGGCAGAGAAGAAGUUUAUAUAGAUUUUCUAAAAAUUCGCAAGAUUCCUAUUCAACAACAACCGUAUCUUCUAGCGGAUGGUACGCCAUAUAUAAUUCAAGAAAAUGCAAUUAAAGGCGACGACGAUAAUGAUUCAGAAAUGAUUCCUAAACAAGAUGGCGACAAUGACAUAUUCUUGAAUCAGAUUCGUGAUCUGGUUCUAACGGAUCGUGAUUAUCAUGAAAAGGGAAUAAGGGCAUUUGUAUCAUAUAUUCGAUCAUAUUCGAAGCAUGAUGCGAAUUAUAUAUUUAGACUGAAGGAUUUAGAUUUUGGAAAAGUUGCAAAGGGAUAUGGAUUAUUAAGGAUGCCAAAAAUGCCGGAAUUAAAAGAUCGUCAAUUCGAAUUUGAAGAGGUCAAAAUCAACAUGGACGAAUACAAAUUUUUGGAUAAAGCACGUGAGAAAAAACGAUUAAAAAAGUUGGCAGAAUCAAGAGAAAAAAUGAUAACAACCAGGAAAAGAAAUCAAAAUAGUAGUGUUCCAUGGUCAGAAAAACAAGCGGCAAAAGAGCGAAAAAUCAAUCGCAAUGAUAAUAGUAGUAUUCAAAUUGAGAAUUCUGAAGAUGAUGAUCUUGAAAUGGAGGAAGAAUGGAAAGAAUUACAAAGAGAAGAACGAUUAGCAAAAAAAGUUAAGCGUGGUCAAAUGAACAAAGAUGAAUUCGAAAAAGAAGUUGGAAAUAUGUCGGAAAUUGAAGAAAUUAACUAA
This is a messenger RNA of Ambispora gerdemannii, 1899 nucleotides long. The record is from the annotation of a GenBank genome assembly. NCBI's taxonomy places the organism in Eukaryota, Fungi, Glomeromycota, Glomeromycetes, Archaeosporales, Ambisporaceae.